Messenger RNA from Porites evermanni, 453 nucleotides. NCBI's taxonomy places the organism in Eukaryota, Metazoa, Cnidaria, Anthozoa, Scleractinia, Poritidae. The record is from the annotation of a GenBank genome assembly.
AUGGUUUCUGAUAGACGGGUCAUUAAUUCCCUAUCUUCCCGGUGGCGGGGCCCCAGUUUUUGGUCCCCGGCUGUCGGGAGGAGGGGUGGCGUGGCCAUUUUGCUUUCAAGUAGUUUACAAGAUAAUCUCUCUGUUUGGAAAAAGGAUACUGAGGGUCGGGUCCUUAGUGUAUUACUUAAAAUUGAUUCCCAGUCUAUUAAUUUAGUUAAUGUGUAUGCUCCAACUGUACCGGCUGAUAGACGAGUCUUCUACCAGUCGGUCCAUUUGUACUUCUUUCCACACUCCUCGCUGAUAGUUGGUGGUGAUUUCAACUGUUAUGACGGUUCCUCAGAUAAGUUUGGGGGCACCGUCUCUAUUAGUUCUGACUUGUCUGACCUUAAAUCGUGUUUUUUGUUAAGGGAUGCGUGGCGAGCUUCGCAUCCCAGAACCCGCCAGUUUACUUGGUUUAAUUCA